Molecule: messenger RNA, 1332 nt
Organism: Solanum tuberosum (potato)
Lineage: Eukaryota; Viridiplantae; Streptophyta; Magnoliopsida; Solanales; Solanaceae
Exons: 5
Coding region: 1-1332 (443 amino acids)
Source: RefSeq, a predicted model, not a curated record
AUGGAGAUCUCAAAAGGAACAGAAGAUCAGGCUUUUGAAAAGCUGAUCACUCAAGUAUCAAAAGAAUCAUCGAAAGAGUGGGUUGAAGGUUCCUUUAAAAUACAAGAUAAAGGGGCAUCACCAGGGACACAGAACAGUAACACUAAUAAACUUGUUGAGAAAUCCAUGUGUACACUUUUAAAGAAUGGGGAACCUGUGGAAGAAACUGGACUUAAGGAACAACAAAUAGAUACAUGUGCAGAAAAGAGUGAUGAAGCGAUAAGGGAGAAAGAAGCAGAAACACAGCUAAAAGAAGCUCCCGAAUUAAUCGAUGAAACAGAGGGAGAGAUACAACAUAGAAAGGAAACAGAAGAAGAUGAAUACAUGGAUUAUAAUAUCCAGCAAAGCUGGGGAUUUAUCUUCAAGAAAAAUGAAAAGAUGACAAAACUACCAACUCAAGAGGAAACAAAAUGGGUGGUGUUUGAACUAAAUGGAGAUAGUGUGAGUGGACCAGCUGGUUUUUCAGAAAGAGAAAAUGCGAGGGAUGAGGAAAUAGAGGUGAAGGAGUUCAUUGAAAAUGGACGUAAGAAGAUUGAAAAAUUGCAAGAAAAUCUGUCACACAAAAUGGUAGCUCACAUAGUGGAAAACAUCAAACGUAACAAUUAUUCCCUUAAUGAUAAGCCAUGGUGGAUGGGAAAUUCAACAAGAGUAUUUUCUGUCAAAUUAGCUAAUGGCAUAUUAAUGAAUAAAAGGGAAUGUAGAGAUGGGAUGAGCUACAUUUGGAUUAAAGAAUCUGGAGAAACAAAAGAAGAACAACAAAAAGAGGACAACAGAGGUGAUUCAAGGGAAGGGGAAGGAGAGAUUUCUGGGAAAAUAAACAAUAAUACUAUAGGUAGUGGAUCAAAGGAAAAUAGGGACAAAAGAGUGUCAAACAAGGAGAAGGGAAACAUGUCAAACUUGUCAAUCAGGUCAGUAAAAUCAGCUUGGAAAGGAAAUGCCGAGGGAGAUGCGAGAAGUUGUAAUGUGGAAGGCAUACAAGCAAAAGUAGAUAAAGAAAGAGAUGUAUCAAAUAAAGGGGAGGAAAAAGGCAACAUGACAGUUGAUGAAAAGGAAGACAACAUCAUGUCGGACCUGGAGGAAGUCACAGAGGAGGAGAAACAACGACGUAGAGACAGUGAAGAGGAUGAUGACAUUGUAGAAAACAUUGCCACAACGUUAAGGGAGGGAGAUUUGUCACCAAGGCAAAUAAAAUACCUGGAAAAUAGUGUCAAAAAGGGCAAGACAGGACAACCAUCACUUCCAUUGCAAGUGAAAACAAGAAGCAGGGAUAGGUCAGGAGAUGUUUCCCAAUGA